Messenger RNA from Phyllotreta striolata, 2630 nucleotides. NCBI's taxonomy places the organism in Eukaryota, Metazoa, Arthropoda, Insecta, Coleoptera, Chrysomelidae. The record is from the annotation of a GenBank genome assembly.
AUCAAAUUCAUUCAUUUCUUUAACUUUGUAUAGUAUUAAGUAAUUUAUUUCCAUCGUUUUUGUAUGUGUAGUAUUAGUUAUCAAUCAACAUGAUUUUCGAAAUAGAUCCCUAAUUAACAACGUAAACAAUGACUGGUUCCAGUGGGAGUUAACUUCGCGAAUAAAGGAAUUUCACGAGUACAAAACUCUAUGAUUAAAGGAAAACACUGAUCAAAUGAAUAAUGAAAAAUUACGAUUCCCAUGACAAGACGAAAGAUAAACAACUCGAAGUGAAUUUAUUAAUCAAAGAUUCGCCUAAUAAACUAGACGAUGAGCGCGUAUCCGAUGCCCCCCAGUGUCCUUACAAUCAGGAUUUCAAAAGCCAAAGCUUACCAGACUGCACUAACAAAGAUGAAAUGUAUUUGGACUUGGCUGUAGACCAAUGUGAUAGCAGGCAAUUGGAAGACAACUCUCCGAGCCCGAAGAGCGAAUCUUGGUUUAAAUCGUUCAGAACCUGGCCGGAACGGUACGAAAAGCUAAAAAACCUAGACAACCAGUCCUGUUCAUCGAAAAGCCCUUCGAAAUGCGCAAAUACUCAAGAAAUCUCGAAUUGUGAUCGCGGCGAUAAUCUGUAUAUUAAAAACACGCUUUCAUUUAACGAGGCCCUGCAAAACAUAUCCCUAGCUUAUAGCCCUAUCACCAAACAACUACAUUUAGUAGAAGCAACUAAGACUGAUACUAACGAAGACAAAGACUGCACCAAUAACGAGGAGCCCGUCAAGAAACUGGGCCACAGGAGAACGGAGGCCGGUUCAUUUUCGAGCACCAUUUCCAGCGUAAGUGCUAUCAGCGAUCAAUCGACAUCAGGCAGUUUAAUCGGCUCGGAAGAAAGGUCUCUAUCCAGUUUGGAUAUCUCUCACGUUAAAUCGAGAAGGAGAAGUUUAACGAACUUUUUAUCGAAGCAUAUUUUCACGUGGAAAGGCUCGUCUAACGACCCGCUUCCCGGUAACGGCGUUUGGAAGCUCUUCGGUAAACAAUCCAGCGAUUGUUCGCAUAUUUCGCCCGUCCACGUCGCCAGUUCUUCGGCGUUAAUCCAACACGAAAGGCCUUCGAAUCUACCCGCCAAAUCGCUCAAGGAGGAACAGAAGCACAAGGACGAGUACAAGGCCAUUUUAGCGGCGGCCAAAAAGAAAGAGGCCCAAUCGUCGGUGGCCAAACAGAAGCAGCAGAAGCUCCAGUUGAAGUUGGAGGAACAACAGGCGGCGGCCGCCAAGCAUUUCGCUCAAACUGUCCUGCCCGAUUGGGAUGCGAUGCGCUGCAGCAAGAGAACCGUAGACCUUUGGUGGCAAGGCCUCCCUUCCAGCGUAAGAGGAAAAGUCUGGAUAUUAGCGAUAGGAAACGAUUUGAAUCUCACCCCUCAAUUAUACGAUAUAUGUCUCAAUCGAGCUCAAAGCCGCUUGAGCAGCCCCGAGUCGAUACCGUCGGACGCCAACGGAAGUCAAGAGAGUUCUAUGGAUGUGAUCCGGCUGGACAUCGCCCGGACGUUUCCGCAUUUGGGUAUUUUCCAGGAAGGCGGUCCUUAUUCGGACACGUUGCAUUCAUUGUUAGCCGCCUACGUGUCUUACAGACCGGACGUGGGUUACGUCCAAGGCAUGUCCUACAUCGCCGCCAUAUUGAUAUUGAACAUGGACCCAUGCGAUGCUUUUAUUUGUUUCUCGAAUUUGUUGAAUCAACCGUUGCAUUUGUCGGCGUUCACGUUGAACCAGUGUCGCAUGCAGGCGUAUUACAACGCGUACGAUCGGAUAUUUUGCUUCAAUUUGCCGAGAUUGCACCGGCAUUUCGAGCAGAGCGGCCUGACGCCCGAUUUGUACCUGUUGGACUGGAUUUACACGAUCUUCGCGAAGGCCAUGCCGUUGGAUAUCGCCUGCAGGGUUUGGGACGUGUUUCUGCGCGAUGGAUACGAAUUUAUCUUUCGAACGGCUUUAGGUAUUCUUCAUUUGCAUCAGGACGAGUUGAUGUCGAUGGAUUUUCUGCAAGGUUCGCAGUUCCUCACUCACCUGCCCGAGGAUAUUUCGUCGGAGUUGCUCUUCAGGAGUAUACAGUUGGUUCAAACGUCUAUCAGUAAACAGAGUUUCACGCAAAUCGUGGAACAUUAUGCGUUUUCGACGAGACACAAAGACGAUUGGUGAUCUAGGGAGUACUCGAUUGGAAUGUAGGGUGUAUCGAAAAUAAUUCAGCGCUCGGUAUAUUGAGGAGCGAAUAAACUUUUUAUAGUAGAAGAAAAUGUGAUAAUCUCCGAACUGCGUUGUCCAAAGAGGAGAAAAUCGGAAUCUCGAUAAAACGUUUGAUUUGAGUGCGAGUAAGUAAGAAUAUUAUUAAAAGAGAUAUAAGUAAGUAGCGAAUAAGAACAAUAUGAAAGAUACAUGUGUUAAAUUUAUUUUUUUCAAUUUAUCAUACACACGAGUCUAUUAUCUAAUUUUAUUUUUCAUUUUUUAAAAUAUACACCUUGCGGGAGCUAACUAGUGUUAUAGAUAAAAUUAAGUUAUUUUUUGAAAUAUUUAAAUUGCCUAUUUACUAUUCAAUGUUUUUUUACAAACAAAUUGUGAAGUAUAACAAGCUUUUUUUAUUAGUAGAAGGUUGGUUAAAAGUAC